AUAUAACAGUGUUCAAAAUUAACCUUUCAAAAGAAUACUUUUUCUGUUACUGUUUUGCAAGACCUUCUUACAGCUGUGGUCGGAAGACCAACUUCCUUAUUCUUCUAAGCAAGUCACUGAUUGGGUGUUUGCUUCAGAAUUUUUGGCCAGCUCAGCUAAAUUGAUAGAUUUCCUUCCUCUAUUUCAGUCAGUGUCCCAUGUGAUCCUAUUCGUGUCAAGAAUCUUUUGCAAUCUGGUAAAGAAUUGUUUUGCCAACAUCAUGAACUGUUAGUGUUAUUAGACCUCCUGAAUGACAAAGUGAAGGUGAUUCUGAACACUGGACAGCAUGGAGACAUCAGUGGGAAGGACGACAGGUCAGGUCUCCUACACUCAGAGUAACCCACUGUUUGGCAUGUCACUCAGCAGCAGCGAUCUGUGCAGCAUCCAGCCUGACUAUCUGAAGCCCGCAAGGCCCAGAAGAAAAUGGUGCUUUCAUGUGAUAGUUGUUUACCUCAUCUUGCAGACGCCCCUUAAUGCCUUUCUCAUUUAUAAAGUUUUCACUUUGGAGUCUUCACUGUCUAACCCCAAAUCUGAGAAGCUGAUGUUCAAUCACAUUUCUCUGGGUGAUGACACCCUUCAGACUCUCCUCAACAAUAGCCAAGAAACCAAGACAUUGAGGGGUCACCUAUGGUCCCUGCAGAGCCAGGUUAAAAACCUGUGUGGGGAGGAGGGUCAGCUGGUCAGGUUGAGGGAUGACCUGAGCCAGCUCAACAUCAGCAACCACAAUCUGGAGGGCAAACUGAUGACUAUCAGUCUCAAACCAGGUCCUCCGGGUACAAAUGGGUCACGUGGAUAUACAGGUGUGCCAGGACUGAAAGGUGCCAAAGGAGAUGCUGGCCUUCCAGGACCAAAAGGUGAAAUGGGACUCAAAGGAGACCCAGGAGCUGCUGGUGAUAUAGGUCCCAAGGGCCCACCAGGGGAUCAAGGACCAGGUCAAAAGGGAGAGAAAGGAGAACCAGGGACUGCAGGCCUUCAUGGAGAAAAAGGUGACCCUGGACUCUAUGGCCAGAAAGGAAUUCCCGGAGUUCCUGGCCUCAAAGGAGAAAAAGGAGACCUUGGAAAUGUUGGUCCACCAGGACCUCCAGGUGUGAGAGGACCUCGUGGUUUCAAUGGAACUAAGGGUCCCCCUGGACCACAAGGUGCCAAAGGGGAAAAGGGAAAACAAAUAAACGAGCUGAGCGUUCGUCUUGUGCCAGGGAAAUACCGAGGACGAGUAGAGGUUAAGCACAAUGAUGUCUGGGGCACCAUUUGUGAUGACAACUUUGACAAGUUGGAUGGCAAAGUCAUUUGCAAGAUGCUGGGCUUUCAAUCCGUCAUUUCCACCUUCACUGCCACCCCAGGGUCUGGUCCGAUCUGGCUGGAUGAAUUGCGAUGCACAGGAGCAGAGUCUGAUAUCUUUGACUGCCAGCACAGUGAAACUGGCGUUCACAAUUGUGGCCACGAUGAGGAUGCUGGAGUGCAGUGUGUCUAGACUAAAAGGAAAGAAGAAAAAGGAGGGAAGAAACACUUCUUUUUAGGUUGUUUACACAUUUAAAUAUGAUAAACAAACAGUGUACUUAUAUGUUAAGUGGGAGAGGUACUGUAGCCAAGUACAUUUACUCAAGUACUGUACUUGAAUGCAGAUCAGAAUCAGAAUCAGAAUCACUUUAUUCAUCCCCGAAGGGAAAUUCAGUUGUCAGAUGUGAUGUAUGCAUACUUUUUUCCUUUUAUGCUUGUUUUUGCUUUACGUAGUAGUAUAUAAAACAGCUCAAAUCAGUUUCACCUUCAGCUCAACUAUAACAUUAAAAUGCUGUUCACAUGCUAUUGUAAUGCAUUUGUAAUAAAUAACAGUAUAAUCCUGACAGUAGUAGAGAGUAAUUUAGCUUGUAAAAUAACUUACCCUGUAUAGCGGGAACUUUAAGACAAUUUUGUUGAAAAUGCCUACAUGCUUUACCUAAGUACAGAUGUGAAUGCAUUUAUAUUGCUUGUAAUGGAGUGACUUUACAAGAAAAAAUAUUUGGAUACAUCACAUACUCACAUCUCACUCAGGUUAUAAGCAGAGAACAACUCUGCUACUCAUGAUGUUCAAAGUUGGAUCUAAUUACAUACUCAUGAAACAGCAUAAACAACUUCAAUUACUUAAUUUAGAUUUUAUCAAUGAAUACAUGAGCUAAAAUGUGUGCUGUAAACAAAUGCUCAUGCUAAUAACAUUUACUGGGACUAACAUUUCAGGCCCUUCUCAUCUCUCUCAACUCUGCUGGUUAGUCUGCUACUUUGUGUUGCUCUCAUCAGUCCCUGUCCUCCUCCACUUAGCCUCUGUGGCUUAUGAAACAUGCUGACAUAUCUUCUGUUCAUUGCAUGUCACCACAGUUUACUUUGUAGAGGAUGAAAACAUUACAUCCAAAAACACAAGUGGCACUGAAGAAUGGUACCUCAUACAGCCCACUCCAUCACAGACACCUAAAGAGAACACGCUGUUGAUACCACAUUCUCAUCAAGGGACAUUACAGUCAUUGGGUCAGCUGUAAAGACCCCCUCCUUUGCAAAUCAACUUUUCCCUUUAAUAUGGUGUCAUAUGGUGUUUUUGCAUUCUAAAAGACUUGAGCGAAAUAAGCAAUCAACACCAUGGCUGAGGAUUUCUAACUUAAAGCUACAGCACAUGGAUGUCAGUUCAUAAAGAAAAACUGAUUCAGAUUUCCAGUAUUUCAUAUGUAACUGCAAUGGAAAAUGUCAUCUACAUGUGUUUGCUUCCAGAUACAAAUAAACUCCCCUUCAAAAGUA
Messenger RNA from Acanthochromis polyacanthus (spiny chromis), 2799 nucleotides. RefSeq names its product macrophage receptor with collagenous structure (gene marco). NCBI's taxonomy places the organism in Eukaryota, Metazoa, Chordata, Actinopteri, Pomacentridae. The transcript has 13 exons. The record is from RefSeq and is a predicted model, not a curated record. Bases 326 to 1510 code for a protein of 394 amino acids. Gene Ontology annotation, cellular component: membrane.